GGGUAAACAUCCUGUCAGGCAGCGCUGAGGGCGGAGACUCUCCGUGGCCUUCAGUUAGUUACUGUAACCGAGCUCCGGUUCCUGUUAGAGUCUGUACCGGAGAACCGAAAAAUGCCUCUAACCUCACUGUAAACCCGGUACAACAUCUGAAAACACCAGGAAACAGCCUCAGCCAUGUCGUGCCGGGACAUCCACGCCACCAACGCUUUCUCCUUCAUCAUCGCCUUUGUGUCUGUGGGUGGGCUCGCUGUGGCGGCGGUAAUCCCACAGUGGCGCGUAACCAGACUCGUCACCUUCAAUCGCAACGCCAAGAAUAUCAGCGUGUAUGAUGGGCUGUGGGCUAAAUGUGUGAAGCAGGAUGGCUAUUCAGGAUGUUACUACUAUGAUUCAGAGUGGUAUUCUAAAGUGGACCAGCUGGACCUGCGGCUGCUGCAGUUCUGCCUCCCUAUCGGCAUCAUGUUCGGCUCCUUCGCCCUGCUGCUGUGCAUGGCUGGGAUGUGUAAGACCUGCUGCUGCUCAGACAAACCCGAACCAGACAUCAAAACCAUCCGCUUCCUGGUGAACAGCGCCGGAUGUCACCUGGUGGCUGGGAUGUUCCUGUUCCUGGGCGGAGCCAUCCCCUUGGCGCCCUCAGUGUGGUUCCUGUUCCGCACCAAGGAGAUGAACAUCAAGUACGACCACAUUUUCUCCGACGACUUCGCUGUUUACGUGUCCAUCGGCUGCUCUGGAGGCCUGAUGCUAGCGGCGCUGCUGAUGUUCAUGUGGUACUGCAUGUGUAAGAAGCUGCCGUCGCCGUUCUGGUUGCCUCUACCGUCCAUGUCCAACUCUCUGUCCACGCAGCCGCUAACCGCCAACGGGUUUCCUCCUUCGCCGGUUUACGGACCGCAGCCGUUCCCCCCGCAGACGUUUCCUCCCACGGUGAUCGACACUCAGCCUUUUGUUCCCUCGCAGGGCUACGCUCAGAGCGUGGUCGCCCCGGCUGCUACACAGGUCUACAUGUCUCAGCUUUCUGCUCCGGAUGGGUACGGAUCAGAGGUCGGAGGGACUCAGGCUUACAGCUACGCCCCCUCUCAGAGUUACGCUCCCUCUCAAAGCUACGCUCCGUCCCAGAGUUAUGCUCCAUCCCAGAGUUAUGCUCCAUCCCAGAGUUACGCCUCCAGCUACGCCGGCCACCGCUACUCCACCCGCUCCCGCAUGUCGGCCAUAGAGAUCGACAUUCCCGUGCUGACACAGGCCCAGUGAGAUGACCUCGGCACACUGAAGGCUUCUGUCCACGAACCUCCACACUGAUCAAACUAAUACACUGUGAUGUAUGAACGUUAAUAACAUGGGAGCCACUCGCAGCCUCCGGAGUGAUACUUUCAGAAAUUCUUUCAGGCAGAUCAGCUCUGAAUACAGAGGAUGAGAGUCUGUCAGAAGUGCCCUGGAGCUGCUUUAUGAAGGACAAGAUUUUCUUUUAUGUGUUGAUUACUGAAGUGCAGACACUGUUCAGCUCACUGUUGAGGAAAGGAAAAACUUUAUUUACAGCCAAAUACACUAAAGAUGCCUCGAUCAGCUGGUUUGUUUCACUAUUUUACCAGCAGAGCAGGACCACUAAAUAAUUAUUCCACACUUGCUGACGUGGCCAAUGAAGCAACUUACUAAUUACAGUGAAUGACGUUUAAUAGGUUGUUUAACACUCUGAACUCCAAGCAAUUUCUGGGCCAUUUUUUUAAACCUCUGAUCACAUUUUUAAAUGCAAUGUAAACUUGUGUACAACCAUAAAGGAGAAAGAGCUCAGAAUUGUCUCCUGUGCAGAAUGACAUAAAUCAUAAAAAGGGACAAAAAAAGUUGAAUUUUGUUGAUCUAAUCUUACAAAAAUGUAAAACUCUUGGAAUCAAAAUGAAAAAAAAUACUUUUUCUUUUUACAAAUACUGCAAAAAAAAUGCUGGCUCUAAAUGCUAGUUUUCAUUUGAAUAUUUCCAUUUUUCAUUUCUUUUCAGACUGGUCUUCUAUCUGCUACGUGUAAACACAUCCUGCAGUUCAGCCAAAAAGUCUAGGAAUUUUUGACACGUUACUGUUGGUCUCAGCCGAGUCACUAAUAGUUUAAUAGUUUUAGUGAGGCACACAGAAUUUUUUGUUUUUUACAGAAUCUGACAAUUGCAAACCAUUAAUGUUUUAUAUUUUUAAAUAAGACAUGUAGAAUGAAGUGAUUUUGAAUUUAGAUUUGAGUCGUACGUCACACGAUGCAUUUAAAGAACCAUUAGAAAGUUUGAAAAUCUGCCAACUGUUUCCGUCUAAUCUAAUUUUGUCAGUUUAAAAUUAAAAAAACGACACGCCUUUUAAACCUGCUGGCGGGUUUUGGGGUUCAGAGGGUUAAAUUCCUGACAUUCCACUAAAGAAAAGAAACGCAGCUCAUCUGCAAAAUUAUUAUUUCUGUUACAUUUUUUGUUGGAGAUGUUACCUUCAUGUGCUUUUGCUCAUUCCAAACUUGCAGUAUGGAGGUGUUUCUGUUAUCACUACUACAUGGACACACAGACAGGUUGUUCUACUACUUUAGUCCUAUAUGGACACACUAGAUCACUAACUAUGUAUUCCAGAAUCAGAGGGUACACCAGCAUCUGAAUGAAGACUUUAGAGAGGAAUUUACUCAGGCCCUGUAGGAUCCUAGCAUCUCUUUUAUACGGUAAAUAUAACACUAGCUUAACACUGUUAUUUACUUUAUAUUCUGUGCUCCUGAAUGGGAAACUACUAACUACCAAGCCGUCUUUCUGUAAUUUAUUUUUAUUGCUAAUUUUGCUCAGUUCACAUAGUUUUUAUUUACUUUUUCUAUAAAGGGUUAAUCCGCAUAAUGACUUUUGUGACACCCUAAAACAUUUUCUUUCGCAUAGAUGGAGAAAGAUUUGUUUGUUUCUGUCUUUUUUGUGCCACAUUUCAGACGUUUGCCUCGCUUUAGAGUUCAGUGGAAUCACGGCUACUGACUCACCUGUUUGUGUUUUCGUCGUUGUUAUAUAUAACAGCAGCUGUUAUAUAUAAAUAUAUUUUUUAAUGCACUAAUUGUAUGAACACUGUGCCAGUUUACAUCACCUUUGCUCCCUCACUGUACCGAGUGUUGUUGUUUUUUAACUGUAUUGCUUCUAAUUUACUGUAACAAACACUUUAUCUGGUGUCAAAAACGAUGAACCCUGUGAGCUGUUAAAUCUGAUGUAUGAAAGCAGUUUGAUUCUAUUAUUGUUGUGACUUUUUGUCUCCUCUCAGCUGAUUAAUCAGAUCCUGAUAAAGGGUCUGAGGUGUUUUGUUUUCGCUAACUUUGCUGGAAAUGUGACGUCGUUCAGUGAAGUUUAAGCCAAAUUAAGUGUCGCUGCCUUUUGAUCUUCUGCAACGUGGAAUCGAUGAAAUAGUCUAAAGAAAGCUGUUUUUUUUUUUUUACACUGUUACCUUUUUGUUUUAAAUAAAACAUAAUCACAGAA
Messenger RNA from Acanthochromis polyacanthus (spiny chromis), 3449 nucleotides. It is a transcript of the gene cldn12, whose product is annotated as claudin 12. Gene Ontology annotation, cellular component: plasma membrane. Bases 175 to 1242 code for a protein of 355 amino acids. The transcript has 3 exons. The record is from RefSeq and is a predicted model, not a curated record. NCBI's taxonomy places the organism in Eukaryota, Metazoa, Chordata, Actinopteri, Pomacentridae.